Molecule: messenger RNA, 4720 nt
Organism: Morone saxatilis (striped sea-bass)
Lineage: Eukaryota; Metazoa; Chordata; Actinopteri; Moronidae
Gene: unc93b1
Product: unc-93 homolog B1, TLR signaling regulator
Exons: 13
Coding region: 198-2075 (625 amino acids)
Biological process (GO): toll-like receptor signaling pathway; toll-like receptor 9 signaling pathway; toll-like receptor 3 signaling pathway
Cellular component (GO): endosome; lysosome
Molecular function (GO): Toll-like receptor binding
Source: RefSeq, a predicted model, not a curated record
GGCAGACUGGGUGAGGAAGUGAAGACUACUGACUUUCGUUUCCUUCGCGAAACUUUUAUUUAUACGUGCACGUUCUACGUCGGAAAGGAGAACUAAAAGCGGCAGAGACGAACAGUAGCACCGGUGGGACAGAGACACAGGUGUUUCUGUCUCAGGUGGACUAACUGGAAGCCCGCGAGGAGCAACGCGCGAGAAGCAUGAUGGAGGCAUCUGAAAGAGAAGAUUUGUUUGGGGAUGAUCAGGUUGUAGCGCCUCCCAAUGGCGUGGUAAAUGAACUACUGAAUGUGGAGCAAGAAGACAACAUGCAGGGCCAGAUGGAGGAGUUUCUUGGCCCGCAGGCAGAGUACAACGAGGAGGAGGAGGAGAGGAAGUACUACAGGAGGAAGAGGCUGGGAGUCAUCAAGAAUGUUCUCGCAGCCAGUUUUGGAGCGAUGAUUGUAUAUAGUGUGUACAUGGGCCUACUGCAGAUGCAGCUCAUCCUCCAUUAUGAUAUGACAUACCGUGAGGUAAAGUACAGCAACCUUGGCCUGGAGGACAUCGACCGCAAGAUGCUAAUGGGCAUCAACGUCACGCCCAUCAUAGGCCUGCUGUACACCCCCAUACUCAUCAGGUUUCUAGGUACUAAGUGGAUGAUGUUCCUGGCUUCAGGAAUCUACGCACUCUUCGUCUCAACCAAUUACUGGGAGCGAUACUACACCUUGGUUCCCUCAGCUGUAGCAAUCGGUGUGGCCAUUGUGCCGCUCUGGGCCUCCUUGGGAAAUUAUAUUACAAGGAUGGCGCAGCAGUACUACGAGUACGCCAACUACAAGGAAGAGCACGUGCAGGAGCAAAAGAAGCUUCCUAAGGGAGCGUGCCACAGCUACAUCAUCGUCUUCCAGUCAGUCUUCAACAUCAUCUUCCAUCUGAGCUUUGUCUUCGCGGAGUUCCCCAUGAUUUUCGUCCUCAACAGCUACCUGCAUUACAACGAACACGUUCUCUGCAACGUCAAAGCCUGUGGAGCAACGGUCACCGGAGUGAUCCCCGGCUUCAACACCACCGUGCUGAUCAACCUGCCUCGCUCCAUGCUGCUUAUCCAAGUGGAGAGUGUCCUCAUGGGCUUCGCCUUCCUCGCCAUGAUUAUUUUCCUUGUGCUGUGUGGUGCUGCCUACCGCCCGACAGAAGAGAUCGACCUUCGCAGUAUCGGCUGGGGAAACAUUUUCCAGCUGCCUUUCAAACACCUGAGAGACUACCGCCUGCGACUGCUCUGCCCCUUCUUCAUCUAUAGCGGAUUUGAAAUGCUGUUUGCGAUCACCGGAUUCUCCCUGACGUAUGGUGUCUGCAUUUUGGGCCUGAGAAAACUGUGGCUCCUUAUACUCGUCUAUGGUCUCUCCUGCUCCAUCUUUUCCUCACUCUCCCUUUGCCUCCUUCGCCUCCCGCGCUGGCUGUGUCUGGUGGCGGGUGCUGUUGUGCAUGCGGUGCUGCUGGUGGCACUCCUGUCGUUUUCUAUAGUUCACGACAAAGAAAAUCUUAACAGAACAGAGUAUCUGGGCCCUCUGCUGGUGAUCUCUGUGCUGUGGGGACUGGGCACUGCCCUGAACAAGACCGGGGUCAGCACUCUGCUCGGUCUGCUGUACGCAGAGGAAAAAGAACGUCUGGACUUUGUCUACACCAUCUAUCACUGGUGGCAGGCCAUCGCCAUCUUCAUAGUCUACCUCUGGUCCAAUCUGCCGAUGAGGGCCAAACUCUCCAUCCUGUUGUUCACUUUGUUGGUGGCCUGUUACUGUUAUUGGUUGAUGGAGCGCCGGCUUGCCAAUAAAGUGCCUUUCAGGCUGCCUCGCAUCCCUCGGCCCCGGCACAAGGUCAAAGGCUACCGCUACCUUGAGGAGGACAACUCAGAUGAGUCCGACUCUGAGAGAAGUGAGGAGGAUGACGGAGAUGACGAGGAGGAUGGAGACCAUGUGGUGGAAGAGAUGGGAGCAGAGGACAGGGAGGAAGGAGGCCAAGACGGAGGGGUGCAGGGAGCUGACUCACCCAGAAACAGGAGGAGAGGGGCUGAGGGUCACCGUCACAGACGGGAGGACGCCCAUGUGAAGUAGGGAGAGAGGGAGGAAUGUGAGCGAGGGUGAGAGAGGAGAAAUGAGGGGAGAUGGUGGACAGAAGAGGAGGAGAGUUAGAGACGCGCUGGAUGCUGUUGUGUUCAUGACUCCAUUCAUAUUUUUACAGAUACUACACUAAACAAAUCAUUUCUUUUCUGGAAUAAGCUGGAAUUAAAAAGCUCUGAUCACCUGUUCGACUGUAACAGCGAUCCACAGGAGAAGGUACAGAAACCAUAUGGCCAUUUAACAACAGAUAUGACGGUCUUAAAAAGUAGCGCACACUGGAUAAUAAUAAUAUAAUAUAAUAAUGAAUAUAAUAAUAAUACAACAAGAAGAGUUCUUUUUUUUGUUUUUUUUUGUAUUGUGAUGAAUACAAAGCCAAAAUGAAUGUCUUGUUUUUUGUAUCUUUUUUGUAUCCGUAAAACAAUAUACAGAACCAAAAACAAAAGCAGCAACAACAAGAAUACUUUAGUUUUUCCUUUGCUGCAGUUUGCGGCUCAUAUUUACAGACUGUACUGGUAAUCAUAGAGGGAGUUGCAGUUGCUUUUGUGCUUAUCCAAGUAGAAAACACACUCUGUAACAUAGAACUUGGUUUCAUUUUUAAAAGAGCUUGUUGAGAAAAAAAGAACUGAAAGUGACAGAAAAAGAAAUGAGGAAUUGAUUUUCUAAGCUUAUCCUCCGGGUGAAGUGUGUUUUGCUGGAGUAAUUUUUAGACAGUCUGGUCCUGCUGGAUGUGAACAGCGUAAGCAGCCUCGGCUAUAUUUGAUCUUCUGUCCUUGUUUGCCUUCAACCCUUUAAUUUAUGCACAAUUUUUAGAGAAAACAAGCCGACUCAAGCUAUUAAAAGAAGCUCAGGCAUGUGUUUGUUGCCUGAUAUUUCUUGGGAGAAGUUUAAUAUGAAUAUGAAUAUAUGUAACAGUGGCCUCAGGGAUAUGUUAGAGUAAUUAUUGUGUGGACUGGCUCAAUUGCUUAAUAUAGUAAUCUACAAUAUUAAAGUAAACAAUAUAAUACAAUAGUAUACAGCCACGCUAGCUCCACCUAGGGACCGUGAUCUGCUAACGUCAGCUGUUAACAUGCUCACAGUAACUAUGUUAACAUGUUGAUGUUUAGCAGGUAUAAUGUUUACCAUGUUCAGUAUCUCUGAUAUGUGCUAAAUAGCACUAAACACAAAGUAUCUCUGAGGCUAAUGGGUAUGUCCUUGUCUGCAGGUAUUUGGGCAUAAACCAAAGCAUUGGAUAAUCUAAGGUGAUGGAUGAAAGUCAGUCUGUACCAAAUCUGAUGGCAAUUCAUCUCAAAGUCAGAUUCACAUUCAGACAUUUAACUCAGAAUCAUAAAUGUCAAGCUGCUGAGUCAUUAGGAUUCACCGCCUGGGGACCAUAAAUAUCUGUACAGAAUUCCACAGCAAUCUGUCCUAUAGAGGUUGAGAUAUUUCUGUGUGGACCAAAGUGGUAGACAUCCAGCCAUUCAGAUUCAGAUUCAUACCGCUAGCGUGGCUAAAAAACAGCAGUGACUAACUAUUUAGCCAAGAGCUGGUACACAAAAUAACAUAUCAAGCAAACAAGGUCAGUUGCCUUGAAACUGAACACAUAUCAGGGUGUCAUCAUGUCCUUAAAACCCUUAAAAAGGUUUUGUAACAGUUGUAUUUGUUUAAGUAUUAAAAUGUGAUACAUAUAUAUAUAUAAUAUUGGAGAUAUUGUCAUGAUUCAAAAACAGCUUUGUUUUUGCUGAAACCAAGGCCUACUCGGUCUUUUCCACAUCAAAGCAGGAGAAACAGGUGAAGAAAAUAAUACAGUGAAUGGCUGCUGAAUUUUGUUUAGCUGCUUCAGUUUCAGGGUCCUGGUGUUGUGUGUGCUGGCUCACUGUCAAGCCUGACUGAGACACUUGAAUAGAACAGAGCCAUUGUUAAUGUUAUCAGUAACACCUGUGCUUAAGUCAAAGUGUCUGCAGUAAAACAGGCGUAUUAAUCACAACCAGUUGGCAAGUUUGGAGACCUGCUAUUGGACGAUUUAGUGAUUGCGAGAACACAGAUGUCAUUAUAUACAAAACCUGUACAGUAUGUCACUCUGCUGUGCUUUCUUAUCACUCUGUUUCCUGACAUGUCUUUUGUUUUUCUGUGCAUGUAAAGUUUGUAAAGUUAUGUCAUGUUGGAAACAACCUGGCUUCAUCACACUUUUUAUAUUUUUAGUUUGAGUUGGUUUGAUCCAGGCAGCAUUUAAACAAAAGUAACUAACAGUUAUGUCAGGACUGCAAGCUGUCAUGUUUUCAUACUGAUGGUCAAACCUUCCUGUAUAUUGUAGGUUCGGUACCCAGAGUUUGUAUAGUUUAUUUUUGGGGGGGCUUUUUUGCCUUUACUGGACAGGACAGGAACAACAGGAAAGGGGGAGAAAGAGUGAGAGUGACACGCAGCAAAAGCCCACAUGUCAGACUCCCAGGUGAGCGCCCCCAACAGUUCUCUUUUGUAAUGAAAAAUAACUCCUAAUGUUUCAGUGAGCUGAUGCCAGUGGUACGCAGUGUUGCACUGAUCUCUAUGACGGUGUUAAUUUAUGUAAUGUCAUGUGAAACUCUUUGUUGAUGUGUUCAGGAAAACACUUUGUACUUCUCUCUUAAUUACACCUGUACAUUCAACUAAAGAUUGUGCUGAACUUA